UUUCCAGUCGUUUCUCGAGCGCAUGUGAAGCGUGUUUUUUUCUCGAGCAGAAUUAAACUGUUUCUAAAUUGUUUAACAAAUUAUAAGAAAGAGUGACGCGAGAAACUGUUUGCAAUUUACAGAGGAACGAAGUUCCUUACAAACUUGCGUAUAAACUUCGCAAUCAACCCCAUUUGAGAAACGUGACCAACUUACCGAAAAUGACGACAAUUACGGCAAGCGGUGAUGGACGAGGUGCUCACGGAAAAGCCUAUAAAGAUAAAAGUAAACCAACCGAUAUUCGAACCAGUAACAUUAAUGCUGCAAAAGCCUUACCAUAUAUAAUCCAAGCUGCCAAUGGUGAAGUUACUAUUACAAAUGAUGGUGCUACAAUUCUAAAAGAAAUGAGUGUUGUACAUCCUGCAGCAAAAAUGUUAGUUGAAUUGUCAAAAGCACAAGACAUUGAAGCUGGAGAUGGUACCACUAGUGUUGUUGUUAUAGCUGGUUCUCUUUUGGAAGCUGCAGAACGUUUGUUACAAAAGGGCAUACAUCCUACAUUGAUCAGUGAUGCAUUUCAGAAAGCUGCAACUAAGGCUGUAAAGAUACUGACAAAUAUGUCUAUUUCUGUUGAUUUAAGAGACAAAGAAUCAUUGAUUAGAGCUGCAGCAACCUCUCUUAAUUCAAAAGUUGUUUUUCAACAAUCAAGUCUUCUAGCACCAUUGGCUGUAGAUGCAGUAUUAAAAGUUACUGAUGAAGGGAAAGACACUGCUGUUGAUCUUAAUAACAUAAAAGUAAUAAAGAAGUUAGGUGGAACUGUUGAAGACACUGAACUUGUAGAAGGAUUGAUAUUUACACAAAAAUCUUGUAAUGUUAAUGGACCAAGGCGUAUUGAAAAAGCAAAAAUAGGUUUAAUUCAAUUCUGCAUUUCUCCACCUAAAACGGAUAUGGAUCAUAAUGUAAUUGUAUCCGACUAUGCUGCAAUGGAUCGCGUUCUGAAAGAAGAAAGGGCUUAUAUAUUAAAUAUUGUGAAACAAAUUAAAAAAGCUGGUUGCAAUGUACUUCUAGUACAAAAAUCCAUUCUCCGUGAUGCUGUCAGCGACCUAGCCAUACACUUUUUGGAUAAAAUUAAAGUUAUGGUGAUUAAAGAUAUUGAACGCGAGGAUAUUCCGUUUGUGUGCAAAACCUUGGGCUGUAGACCAAUUGCAUCUCUGGAUCAUUUCGUCGCUGAAAAUCUCGUUAACGCAGAAUUGUGCGAAGAAGUACAGACUGGAAAUUCUAAAUUUGUUAAGAUUACUAAAAUACAAAAUCCUGGACCGACAGUGACAGUCCUUGUACGAGGCAGUAACAAAUUGGUCUUGGAAGAAGCGGAUCGUUCGUUGCAUGACGCUUUAUGCGUAGUUCGUUGUUUAGUUAAACAGAAAGCUCUAAUUGCUGGAGGUGGAGCACCUGAAAUAGAACUGGCGUUAAAAUUGGCAGCGUAUGCUCAGAAAUUAACCGGUGUUGAUGCUUAUUGUAUUAAAGCUUUUGCAAACGCAUUCGAGAUAAUCCCAUCGACAUUAGCAGAGAAUGCAGGAUUGAAUCCUAUUGUAACUGUAACAGAACUUCGAAAUCGGCAUGCUAACGGUGAAAAUACUACUGGAAUUAAUGUACGAAAGGGGGCAAUUACUAACAUUUUAGAAGAAAACGUGAUUCAACCACUUUUAGUUUCUACAAGUGCUAUCACACUUGCCUCGGAAACUGUUCGCAGUAUAUUAAAGAUUGAUGAUAUCGUGAACACAAACCAGUAAUUUGUAAUGAAUGUGAAUUUUAUAUUUAAAUCGCACU
This is a messenger RNA of Habropoda laboriosa, 1803 nucleotides long. RefSeq names its product T-complex protein 1 subunit delta (gene CCT4). The transcript has 9 exons. Gene Ontology annotation, molecular function: ATP-dependent protein folding chaperone; ATP binding; ATP hydrolysis activity. Bases 201 to 1766 code for a protein of 521 amino acids. Gene Ontology annotation, biological process: protein folding. Lineage: Eukaryota; Metazoa; Arthropoda; Insecta; Hymenoptera; Apidae. Gene Ontology annotation, cellular component: chaperonin-containing T-complex. The record is from RefSeq and is a predicted model, not a curated record.